Acanthaster planci (crown-of-thorns starfish) is the source of this 1876-nucleotide messenger RNA. RefSeq names its product lambda-crystallin-like. Gene Ontology annotation, molecular function: L-gulonate 3-dehydrogenase activity; NAD+ binding. Lineage: Eukaryota; Metazoa; Echinodermata; Asteroidea; Valvatida; Acanthasteridae. Gene Ontology annotation, biological process: fatty acid metabolic process. The record is from RefSeq and is a predicted model, not a curated record.
AUUGUUUAUGCUCACAGCUGACAGCACAAAGUAAUGGUCUGCAAAAGUACAUGAAACUUGAAAGCUGAAAGGAACAGGAUCAAUGUAAGGAAACUGCGUCAGUUUAUGAAUCUUCAGCUCAGAACAGCAUCUUUACAGUUAACAACAAUGUCAUCUACUCAGCAAGGAAGAGGAAAGAUUGGAAUUAUUGGAAGUGGCCUGAUUGGACGAAGUUGGGCCAUGAUAUUUGUCAGCGCCGGAUACCGCGUCACAAUAUUUGACGUCAAAGAGUCACAGCUGACUGGUGCCAUGGUAGACAUUUCCAAUCAGCUCGCCGAGCUCCAGAAAUCGGGUCUGCUGAGGGGUACGCUGACCCCCGAACAACAGAAGGCGCUGAUCAGCGUGACCAGUGACCUGAAGGAGGCUGUCACAGGUUCCCUACAUGUGCAAGAAUGUGUGCCUGAGAAUGAGGAGUUGAAGAAGAAAGUCUUCAGCGAGGUGGAGCAGCAUGCUAGUGACGAGACCGUCCUCUGCAGUUCCGUCUCCUGCAUCGUGCCGUCCAAAAUCUUUGCGCAUCUCAGUCGGCGCGGCCAGUGCAUUGUGGCCCAUCCGGUCAAUCCACCUUACUACUGCCCUCUUGUUGAGAUUGUCCCUAGUCCUUGGACAGAGCAGGCCAUCGUCUCGCGCACCCGGGCCUUGCUGGAGGAAGUGGGCCAAGUACCAGUGACGGUGAAAAAAGAGAUUGACGGCUUUGCACUGAAUCGAAUGCAGUACGCCAUCGUCAAUGAAGCCUGGAGGCUGGUUGCGGAUGGAGUAAUGUCGGUCGAAGAUGUGGACAAAGUUUUCACUGCGGGAUUGGGAAUGCGCUACGCUUUCUGUGGACCAUUUGAAGUCAUUCAUCUCAAUGCUGAAGGUACUGCCAGCUAUCUGGAGCGUUACGGCUCCACCAUACAUCGCGUAACGUCAACAUUUGGACCGCUUCCGCAAUUCACUGGUCCGGCCUACGAUGCCAUUGUGAGGGACACUGAUGCCCACUACCCACUGGACAAACUCCAAGAGAUCCGGCAGUGGCGCGACACCAGGCUGACGGCUUUGGCCAAACUCAAGAAAGAUCAGGAGGCCCAAAAGCCACAUUAACCAAUUUGCAUUGGUUUUUUUGGCAUCAUAGUAAUGCAUGGUGUCACAGGCAAUGUGAUUUGUGGCUUACCUCAACCGACAGAUUCAAUUAGAUCACAGUAUUAUUUUUCAAAAUCCUUAAAAUUUUCUGUCACGUUUAAAUGGCAUUCUUUAAAGUAGACUUGAGGGACAGUUAUUAGACAUUCAUGUUUUUGUUAGUGCCGUCAACAAAACAGCCUGGCUGCAUUUAUUUAUAAAUGAACCACUGCUGUCAUACAACGGAGUACAGGGUUUAGUGGGCAAUUAAACACUGUCAGUUUCUGAGAUGAUUUCAAGUCUAUUUUAAAGUGCACCCCUAAGUCAUUCAAAAGUGCAAAAUAAGUACCCAGGUAAUGAACUCUUUGUGUUCGGGAGAUGUCGAUUGAUGGGCUGUAGCCUGAGGUGCAUUGUGCUUAAUACAUUGCACUGGUGAAAGAGUAACCAAUUACUCAAUUCAGUUUGCAUUUUUGAAUUAUCGAAAAGGGUUUGUAUCUUAAAGGGUAACAUUAUUUGGGCAAUAUUUUGGACCCCCAAACAAAGACGAAACAGGAACCAUAACCAUGAUAUCUUGGAAUUUUGCGAACAAUCAUUACUAUUGCUUAGUUAAAAAUCGGAGUUUGACUGUGUUGACAAAUUAUUCCGUGAUUUCAAACAACGUAACCGACCUCCGUUUCAACAUCUAAAGUCACUCUUCAGAAUUUGAAUAAAGUAAUAAAAUGAUAUGCUAUUUUUCCAAAUAUAA